GGCUGGGGUGGGGGUCCCAUGCUGUUUGGCCGCCUUGGGGCAUCUGCCCACGCUGUCUGCUUGGUACGAAACUCGCCAGACCCCCUCCGAGAGCUUCCCGCUUGUUGGCAGGGUUGCAGGGAAGUCACUUUGUGGGGCACCCGGCUACAAGGCAAAUAUGACAUCAUAGAAUAGUGACAAACUGGAGUGGCAAAUUGCCGCUGUCAUCACAGGUCUCUCCUGACAGGCAAAGCAAAAGCCUUGGCUGUCGAUUUCCCCCAGGUCCCCCCAUCCAGGCUUGCAGGGAUCUGAAGGUUGGACUUAACAAAUUGAAAUUUUUAGGAUCGGUGUGCCGAGACCAAAGUCCCAGCAGGGGGAAGACGGGGAAGCUCAGACUUGGGCAUUUCUGAGAGAUUCGGACGAUGGAUUACUGGAAGUACUACAUCAACAGCAUCCUGGCGGACAGGAAUGUUGAAGAUGUGGCUAUCAUAGGCCUCUUUGACAAUCGCUGCGUGUGGGCGGCCAAGCCAGGAGGGCUCCUCGCAGCCAUCUCACCUCAAGAAGUGGGCUUGAUCGUGGGCCAGGAUCGGAAAACGUUCCUGCUAACAGGAAUCACCGUAGCUGGCAAAAAGUGCAGUGUGAUUCGUGACAACCUGCUGGUGGAUGAAGACAACGUGAUGGAUGUCAGAAGCAAGGGCAGUGACAGCAGAUCCAUCUGUAUUGGCAAGACCCCCAAAGCCCUGAUCUUCCUCAUGGGCAAGAAGGGAGUCCAUGGAGGAGCCCUCAACCAAAAGGUCCACGAUAUGAUUGUGGGCAUGAAAGUAUGA
This is a messenger RNA of Grus americana (Whooping crane), 806 nucleotides long. RefSeq names its product profilin 3 (gene PFN3). The coding region runs from base 402 to 806 and encodes 134 amino acids. Gene Ontology annotation, biological process: positive regulation of actin filament bundle assembly; actin cytoskeleton organization; regulation of actin filament polymerization. NCBI's taxonomy places the organism in Eukaryota, Metazoa, Chordata, Aves, Gruiformes, Gruidae. Gene Ontology annotation, molecular function: actin binding. Gene Ontology annotation, cellular component: cytoplasm. The transcript has a single exon. The record is from RefSeq and is a predicted model, not a curated record.